Molecule: messenger RNA, 1248 nt
Organism: Syngnathus typhle (broad-nosed pipefish)
Lineage: Eukaryota; Metazoa; Chordata; Actinopteri; Syngnathiformes; Syngnathidae
Product: G-protein coupled bile acid receptor 1-like
Exons: 2
Coding region: 194-1237 (347 amino acids)
Biological process (GO): G protein-coupled receptor signaling pathway
Cellular component (GO): membrane
Molecular function (GO): G protein-coupled bile acid receptor activity
Source: RefSeq, a predicted model, not a curated record
CUUGGGAUCCACUAAAGAGAUUAUAAAGGAAGCAGCCAUGAUCAUUCUGAGCUGGCGAGCGAGCGAGGGCAGAUGCGGCAGGCAGAAGGGAUGAUAACAUGCUGAAUGGAUCCGACUUUACCCAUCUUCACUCAGAAAGGGUCGGCGCACGUUGACGGGAACGGAGCGGGCGGGCAGGGAUCCCCGAGCAAGAAUGGACUGCGGCCAGCCUGGCGCGGUGCUCAGCCAGGAAAAGCUGAUCUACGCCAUCACCGUCCCGCUGUCGGUUUCCAUCAUCCUAGCCAACCUGGUGAUCAUCUUUGGCAUCGUUUGCAACCGGCAGCUCCACAACACGCCCAACUACUUCUUCCUCAGCCUGUUAGUGGCGGACCUGUGCACGGGCGUGGCGCUCCCUUUCAUCUCUCUGAUGGGACUGGACCGCCAGCUGAGCUUCGGCUCUUGCCUGGUGGCGCACGUUCUCCCAAACUUCCUCUUCCUGGCCUUUCUGCUCAACUUGGUGAUGGUCCACUACGAGCGAUACGUGUGCAUCGUGGAGCCCCUGCACUACAGCAACUUGUGGAUGCAUCGAAGUUUCCCCCUGGCCUUGCUGUUGGUGUGGACGCCGCCGCUCCUGUACGCCUCCCUGCCGGCUUUGGGCUGGAACAACUGGAGCGGGCCGGAUUGGCACGGCUGUCGCGCCCGUGACCAAAAGUUGCCCCUUUCGUCCAACUGUUCGGCCAACGUCACCCCGUGCUGCUCGUACAGACGCGUCUUCAGCAACGCCUUCAUCUACCUGGAGGUCUACGGUCUGGUCCUGCCCGCCAUCCUCACCAUUGGCGCCAUGACCUGUCGCGUCCUGUGGAUCACGCGGGGCCAACUGAAAGACAUCUGCCGGCUGCACCGCUCGGUGGAGCGCGGCCAAGCUUCGGAGCAGGAGCAGCGGCUGAACAUGCGCUACACGCGCUGCCUGGUGGCCGUGUCCUUGACCUUCCUGGCCUGCUGGCUUCCCUACCUCAUCUACAUGCACGUGUGCAUGGCUUACUUGAUCAGCGACACCAAAUGGAACUCCAAUACGCUCAUCGUCCUCUCGUGCACGGGGAUCGGAAGUAUGACCGUGGUGCCGCUGGUGUUGGGCCUGGCCAACCGGCAGUACACGCGGCCGGCGUACGAGCUGCAGCGGAAACUUCGAGACAGGUUGAGGCAGAAGAUUCGGACGUGGAGGGAGUCUGCGGGCAGGGAGAAUGACAAUACGGAGUAGCUUUUGUUCAU